AUGCCGAUUACAGAGCAAGCAGACGCUGUUGCCGCUGAAGGCAUCGCUAGUUCCACGGAGCACGUGGAGCAAGUCACCUCUGUUGAACCGUGGGCUCUCCGACGGGACAGCAAUGCAAGCUGGGCGGCUAUUAGUAGUCCAAGGGGCCGCUCCAGCAUACGAGGCCCUAUAUGCAGCACCAUCGCAAGUGCGGGCUCACACAACCCGUUCAGCGAUGCAUUCGGCGCAAGCCUCGUCGCCAACAGUGUCCAUCGGCACCGGGACACAUCAGAAGCGUCAAGUUCAACGGCGGUGGGCUCGAGUGAAGCUGAGCGAGACGCCCAGGUUGUCAAUGGGAAGUCAGAGCUCACAAGGACCAUAGAAGAGGUGGACGGCCAGACGGAGGAAAUCCAGCGCAUUCUGGACGGGGACGCCAUUGCGGCGAGCAACGACGAGGCCGAGAGACGGAGGUACGCCGAGGCAAGAGCAGAGCGACCACCGCGGCGCGGGAGUCGAUGGUCGCGGCCUCUGGCAUCCCUUGCAGUUCUGCGGAGGCAACGGAGCACGCGGUCAUCAAUAGACACAGAGCGCCAGUAUGCCCACGGGCUCCAUCAACUGCAUGCCGACAACUGUCAGGCGUGCAGGCAGAACUCUUCAGUCGCAAUGGCAGGGAUAUAUAUGCUGGCCAUCACGACAGUCGUUGCCAUCCCGAGUCCGUUCAUCUUGAUCAAGGUGUUGCCGGACAAGUCGAGCCCGAGCUCCCAACUCAACCUGUACUUGGUGAUGGCGCUGCCGAGCGCGAUUUUCAACAGUCUGCUCAUGAUUGCUUGGGUGGUGCUGGCCGGGCUCAGAUGGCCCGCUUGGCGAGAGAAGAGCAGAGUCGGCUUCGUCAAGCAGUGGCUCGUCUCUUUGACCGUCGGACUUGGCCUCUAUUUCCUGGUGGCUGGGGUGCUCUAUGCAUUCUCGAAGUGA
Messenger RNA from Cladophialophora yegresii CBS 114405, 951 nucleotides. RefSeq lists its product as uncharacterized. NCBI's taxonomy places the organism in Eukaryota, Fungi, Ascomycota, Eurotiomycetes, Chaetothyriales, Herpotrichiellaceae. The transcript has a single exon. Bases 1 to 951 code for a protein of 316 amino acids. The record is from RefSeq and is a predicted model, not a curated record.